Messenger RNA from Toxotes jaculatrix (banded archerfish), 1304 nucleotides. Its product is annotated as peptidase inhibitor 15-like. The transcript is spliced from 5 exons. NCBI's taxonomy places the organism in Eukaryota, Metazoa, Chordata, Actinopteri, Toxotidae. Gene Ontology annotation, cellular component: extracellular region. The record is from RefSeq and is a predicted model, not a curated record. The coding region runs from base 58 to 855 and encodes 265 amino acids.
UGCUGCUUCUGGGAACAUCACGGAGACAAACAGGACCAUCAGGACACAGACAGCAACAUGUUUGACGGAUAUUUCCAAGGUGUGAACAUGAGAGGCGUUUAUUUUCUGUCCUGGGCAGUCCUGCUGUGCGGAGUUAACGGGCGCGUUAUAAACUCCACUGGCUCCUCGGAGCUACAGCAGCCACAGUCCGACUUUGAUUUCACCGGAGUGAUUAAAGCCAACUGGACCCGCGGUGUCCACAGAGCGCGGCGGAAACGGUUCAUCAGCCAGAGCGACAUGGUGGCCAUCGUGGAUUAUCACAACCAAGUCAGAGCCAGCGUCUUCCCACCUGCUGCAAACAUGGAGUAUAUGGCAUGGGACAAUGAUUUGGCCAGAACUGCUGAAGCCUGGGCUGCGACGUGUAUUUGGGCACAUGGACCAGCUUACCUGUUACAGUUCUAUGGACAGAACCUGUCUUUCAGGACAGGAGGGUAUCAGUCCAUCCUGCAGCUGGUCAAACCUUGGUAUGAUGAAGUCAAUUACUACAUGUUCCCCCUCCCUCGUUUCUGCAAUCCCAGCUGCCCCCUGCUUUGCUAUGGGCCUAUGUGCACACACUACACACAGAUGGUGUGGGCAUCCACCAACAGAGUGGGCUGUGCAGUGCAGACCUGCUACAACAUGUUUGUGAGGGGAGUUCUGUGGAGAGAAGCCACCUUCCUCGUCUGCAACUACUCGCCUAAAGGAAACUGGAUAGGAGAGGCUCCAUACACGGUGGGGAUUCCUUGUUCUGCCUGUCCAUCCAGCUAUGGAGGUACCUGCAGCAACAAUAUGUGCUUCCCAGCUCUCCAGUCCAACUAUAUGUACUGGUUCAAGUAAGGAUAGGAAAUUAUAGAUCAUACCAUCUGUAAAUGGAUUACAAAAUAUGCAAAUUAUGAUGUGUUAAACUGGCAGAUGACUGCUCUUUUAAAAAAAUGACAUUUAAAAUGGAAAUCAAAAUGUAGAGUACUACAUUUUUAAAUGAACAUUGUAGGAAAUACAUUUUGGGAUUCCUGUUUGGAUAUGCACACCUGUAAUGCAGUUUGCAUUCAGAUUAUUUUGUGUAAACCACCACUUUUCAUUAACAGUACACUGCACAGGCUGGGGACAGUAAUACUCUGUUAGAUACAGUACAGUGCAGCCAGCUUUAAGUACAGUGCGUGGUAGGCAUGCAGUGUAGGACUUUAAAGAUCAUUUUAUUUGCAGAUUGUUCUUCCUUCGUUUUAUAUAGAAAUUAUGACACAUUUAAAAUUCUUUUGUAUAUAUCCUUUUGUAAGUUGUAAUACCAU